Molecule: messenger RNA, 1351 nt
Organism: Perca flavescens (yellow perch)
Lineage: Eukaryota; Metazoa; Chordata; Actinopteri; Perciformes; Percidae
Product: claudin-4
Exons: 2
Coding region: 90-722 (210 amino acids)
Cellular component (GO): bicellular tight junction; membrane
Molecular function (GO): structural molecule activity
Source: RefSeq, a predicted model, not a curated record
UUCUCCCAAGACAACCUACAGGAGAAGGCUGCAACCCAUCAGCCUUGACUGACUGACAUCACUGCAAGUGCUUCAAACAAGACCUCAUCAUGGUGUCAAUGGGACGACAGAUGCUGGGCUUUGCCAUGGGCAUCAUUGGCUCCCUGGGGACCAUCAUCGUGUGUAUCCUGCCCAUGUGGAAGGUUACAGCCUUCAUUGGAGCCAACAUUGUGACAGCGCAGGUCAUCUGGGAAGGCUUGUGGAUGAACUGUGUGACGCAGAGUACAGGCCAGAUGCAGUGCAAGAUCUAUGAUUCUCUGCUGGCUCUACCGCAGGACCUUCAGGCUGCCAGAGCUCUUACGGUCAUGGCCAUCAUCGCUUCUGUCUUGGGCAUCCUUUUGGGGAUUAUGGGAGGCAAGUGCACCAACUUUGUGGAGGAUGAAAAUUCCAAAGUCAAGGUGGCCAUUGCCGCAGGAAUCAUCUUCAUUAUUUCCGGUUUACUUGUCCUGAUCCCCGUCUGCUGGUCUGCCAACACCAUUAUCCGGGAUUUCUACAACCCCACCUUAAUCGAAGCCCAGAGGAGAGAGUUGGGGGCUUCACUCUACAUCGGCUGGGGCACAGCUGGGCUUCUCAUCUUGGGUGGUGGCCUCCUCUGCAGCUCCUGCCCAGCCAAAAACAGCCCAGAGUAUCCAGUCAAGUACUCUGUUGCCAAGUCCGAAGCCACCAGCCGGGCCUAUGUCUGAGAAGCCCAUUCUCUCUCCUAAGAAAGACUUCUAAUUAUUUUACUUUUCUUGAGUUACCCUCCUUCGUUGUAAGGUUAUGAUUGCAUCACAAGUCGCUUUUCUUUUAGUGACACACAGAACUGGUUUUCUGAUAAAUUCACAUUUCUUUGUUGGAGGCAAGAGAGUUUCUUGAGGAACAGGAAAUCAUUUCAAAAGAUGUAGUGUGAAACCACUGUACCGACAAGAAAAUCUUCCAAGAGCACAAUGACUGAAUUGAAUGAGAGCUAUUCUAUAUAAAGUGUGUAGCAUGCACCUACAUAAACUGCUAGACAAUACCUCUAAAAAUGGAAAGGACAAAGAGGAAAAUAUUUUUUGCCAGGAUGGCUUUAGGAACUUAUGUCAUCAGGUAGUAAAAUUGCAUCAAAAUAAACAUUGUAUUUCUAGAGGAUGGUAUGUAUUCCAAUACAUUGUUGGGAUUUAAAAUGAAUUCACUUAAACAAUCACUGUGACCUUUUGAUUAUCAGAAAUCUUUUAUUAAUUUUUUUCUCUUUUGGAUUGAUUUUGUGCUCUAAAGUAGGCAUUUAAGAAGUUUCUGAAGUGUUGAUAUAAGAGAAAUAUGUCAACAUGGCUUUGUGCAUGAAGAGUUGCAU